CCUGCUGCUCAACCUACCUGUGGCAGUAUGGCCUAUGGGGCGUGUUUGAUAACCCUCUUGGAGGGUGGGAUAGGGACUAAGAAGGUGGUGGGGCAAUAUUUUUGUUGUUUGGUUCGAUUUUCGUUGAUAGGAUUAUUAGUCCAAGGGGAUUACGAAUCUCCCAAUUCAGUGGGAUUAUUCAGGGGGAGGUGUUACUAGCAAUCCUAUCCGGAGGGAUUGGGAGUUGAAAGACACAAAUACCCUCUCUUUUUGGCAAUCCAGUCUACGUUGAGGGAGAAAAAGGAAAAGAUAGAUGGGGCAUUCCUUCUUUGACCCGGACGGCACUCUCUCUCCUCCUCCUCUUCUUCCUCUUCCAUAAUUGAUAUACCCACUUCAUUGCCUCUCAAUUGGAACCCUCAAGAUCCCAAUCUCACACACAGUAAUUCUCUCUUUCUAUCUCUAGUGGGUAUCUUCUUGUGAUUUACUCCCUACGUCCAAUUUUGUUUGUAUUUUUUUGAUAUUCGUGUCUGUUUUUAACCGUUUAUAUCUUUUAAUAUGAAUCUUCAAAAAUAUGCAAUAUGGAUCUUGUUGAUAGUUCUCGAUUAGGUCUAUAAUACAAAUUUUUUGAAAUUAUGAAACAUAUUAUAGGUUGAGACAUAUAAACGUUUAAAAAAUGACAUGAAUAACAAAAAUAGACAAACAAAAUGAGACAUAGUGAGUAGUAGAUUUUACUUGGACUUAGUUUAUUUUUUGAAUUAAAGGUGAUAUAUAAUGAGAGAAUGAUUGUCUUGUAAAGUAGGAAAUAAGUAAGUACUUGUAUAAAAAAUUUAGCGAAACGGGCCUUAAACCUAGCCUACUGGCCACAUCUUGUGCCUCUAUUGACAUCCGAUAAAAAUUCAUAUCAAUUAUGCAGUAAGGCUCUAUUUGAAACCUAAGGAAAAGCAAAAGAAGGAAAGAAAAAGAAAUAGAUGAAAAAUUUACUGUUCAUUAAAUUUAAUUUUUUAUUUUCUUCCCCCUUUCUCUUCUAACCAAGCAAUAGAAGGGAAAAUUAAUUUUUUUUAAUUUUCUUUUCUUUAAGUAAGUAUUGACUUCUGGCUGAAAAGUCGGUUUAAAUCAGUUCGGUUUUUCCAGUUCAGCCCAAAACAUAUGAACCGAACCGGUUCAUAUGCCCAUUAACGGUCCCAGGAAAAAAUAGGGUAAAAUAUUUCUCUAUUGGCAAGAAAAUUUUUUAGAGAAUUACGCAAAGAAAAAUGUAUUUUGGCCCAUUCUAGAUUCCACAAAAAUUUAAAAAAAUAUCAAUAAGUUUUUGAAAAUUAUUUUAUGGGGCCGUAUAAAAAAUCAGCUCCAACGGACAUCGAUAAAUAUUAUUUUUAGAUUCAUACAGACGAACUGAACAGUUUCGCCGUACGAAUCCAAAAAGUAUAUUUAUCGAUGCACGUUGUAACUGAUUUUUUAUAAUAUCCUAUAAAAUAAUAUUAAAUAUUUAUAAAUAUUUUUUUCAAUAAUUGUAAGACCCGAAAUGAAUCCAAACGCAAUUUUUUUUUUUCCAGUGAUACCCUUCGAAUCUUCAUUGGCAGUAGAAUUUCCGUUUCUCCUGCUACUCUUUAUCAUCAACAAAAGACGUCACGACUCUCUCUCGCUGUUUCAAUUCCUUCACCAGUCACACCUAAAGAAGGUAGGUCGAAAGCGUUCUUCUUCAUCUUGAUUUCAAGUUUCAACCUUCAACUCGAUUAGCCAUUUUCUGUCCUAAUGGUCCCUAGUUUGAUUUUCUGUUCAAAUUUAAUCUGUGAUGAGCCCUAAUAUAUUUUCAGUGUUUUGUGUAUCGUUAGUUUUUCUUCAAUGAGAGUUUUCUAAACCUUCUCGAGAUUAGGGCUUUCAAAAAUUAGCCCCUAAUUUUGUUUCUCUCGAAAAUUAAAUUUGCUUCUCAUACUUUCUGUAGUCUAUUUCUCUGUCAAACGAGCUCUGGUAUUUAAUGGGUUUCUUUGCUUCCAACAUGAGCUCUUGUUCCACCUCAAUUUCUCCAUUUACAUAUGAAAUCACAAGAACCUAUUACUACCCUUUACAUCCAAACUCCUUGCCAUUACCGACAAAUUUCGGAUUUCGAAAUUUCCAUUUUGGACCAAUAUUAGUGUCUAUGAACGUGGAGAAGACAGAAAAGGUUGAAAUUGAGGAAGAAAAGAAACCUAGGUUUACGUGGGUUGAGGUAGGACCUAAUAUUACAGAAACCCAGAAACAGGCCAUAUCUCAACUCCCAUAUAAGAUGACUAAAAGAUGUAAGGCCCUCAUGAGGCAGAUUAUCUGUUUUCCCCCUGAAAAGACUAGUUUGCCCCUGUUGUUGGCUGCUUGGGUGAGGAUUAUGAAGCCCAGGAGAGCUGAUUGGCUUUCUGUUCUCAAGGAAUUGGAAAGGUUGGAUCAUCCUAUGUUACUUGAGGUAGCCGAACUUGCUCUUCUAGAAGAAUCAUUUGAAGCCAAUGUCCGUGACUAUACCAAGCUAAUUAAUGGCUAUGGAAAGCAGAACAGGCUGCAUGAUGCUGAAAACACUCUAUUGGCCAUGAAGACAAGAGGAUUGCCUUGUGACCAGGUGAUCCUAACUGCUUUAAUUCACAUGUAUAGUAAGGCCGGCAAUCUUAAACUGGCCGAAUACACUUAUGGAGAAAUGAAGCUGCUAGGGGUCCCGCUGGAUAACAGAUCUUAUGGAGCUAUGGUUAUGGCUUAUGUAAGGGCUGGAAUGCUUGACCAAGGAGAGUUUUUACUUAGAGAAAUGGCAACUCAGUACAUAUAUGCCAGAAGAGAAGUUUACAAAGCAUUGCUAAGAGCAUAUUCCAUGAUUGGCGAUAGUGAAGGAGCUCAAAGAGUGUUUGAUGCAAUUCAAUUCGCAGGGAUCAUUCCCGAUGUCAAGCUGUUUGGUCUCCUUAUAAAUGCUUAUCUUGUGGCAGGUGAAAGUCAAAAGGCUUAUCUCGCAUUUGAAAGUCUGAGACGGGCUGGUUUUGAACCCAGUGAUAAAUGCGUGUCUUUGAUUUUGACUGCUUAUGAAACGGAAAACAAGCUUAACAAGGCGCUGGACCUUCUGAUGGAGCUGGAGAGAGAAGGUAUUGUAGUUGGGAAAGAAGCUUCGGAAGUACUAGUUAGGUGGUUUCGGAAGUUGGGGGUGGUGGAAGAAGUCGAGCUUGUGCUGAGAGAAUAUGCCUCAAAGCAAGUCAAUUCCACAUGACCUACCUUAGUAGUAGGGGGAGCUCCUAAAAUGGUGCCGCUCCCACCCUGGGAGCCCACUUUUGCGCUCCCAACUAAGGAGAUUGACGGGAGCUCGUUUCCAUUGAGAUGGGAGCUUUGGUAGGAUCCUUGUACAGAAAAACAGGGAUUCAUCUUCAUCUUCAUCUGCAAUUGCAACUAGUGCCUGUAUCACAAACCAAAAAUGCCAAUUCUUGUGCCAGUUCCAUGAGCAAGGAAAAAAAAACUGACAGUCCAACAAGAAGUCAGCUGUCAAAAAAAAUGUACUCCCUCCGUCCCAAUUUACUUGUCCCAGUUCUAUUCUAACUGGAUUAAAAAAUUAGUUAUAUCUUUAAAUUGGUAAUGAAUUUUAUAUCCAAUAUGGAUCUUGUUUGAU
Rhododendron vialii is the source of this 3583-nucleotide messenger RNA. RefSeq names its product pentatricopeptide repeat-containing protein At1g01970-like. The transcript is spliced from 2 exons. Bases 1952 to 3190 code for a protein of 412 amino acids. Gene Ontology annotation, molecular function: protein binding. The record is from RefSeq and is a predicted model, not a curated record. NCBI's taxonomy places the organism in Eukaryota, Viridiplantae, Streptophyta, Magnoliopsida, Ericales, Ericaceae.